GAGCAUCCUUCUCUCUCAUCGAGUGCUGGCCACCCUCCGCAUCCUACUAUAGGCUCUGUUGCAGCGCGACGCACCAGAGUGAGAGUUGCAGAGGCGCACAGGAGGAGAUUGACGGACAGAACGGCAGCUUUCUGAAGUGAAAAUUCGCUCUCCGGCAUCCUGUCCUUUUUAAAAUGUCUCUUGGAAAUAAAAGACUCGCUCGGAUGAUUGCAUUUGUCGCCUCAGUGCUGUUUGGCUCAGGUGGGACGGAUGGAGAAGAUGUGUGUGACAACCCAUUGGUGUACAAUCUGCCACCAUCAUCCUUCAGGAGCUCCUCUCAGCUAUCAAGCAGUCACGGACCAGGCUUUGCUAAAGUCAACCGAAGAGAAGGAGCUGGAGGCUGGUCACCUCUGUUGUCAGAUAAGAACCAGUGGUUGGAGGUGGAUCUGCAGAAACGAACCCAGAUAACGGCUGUUGCCACACAGGGCCGCUACGGCAGCUCGGAUUGGUUGACAUCCUACCUGUUGAUGUUCAGUGACACAGGACAUAACUGGAGACAAUACCGACAGGAAGACGUCUUAGGGGCUUUUCCAGGUAACACUAACGCAGACACUGUGAUCCAGUACAAACUUGAUUACCCAGUGAUUGCUCGAUAUCUACGCCUGAUCCCGUUGGACUGGAACCCCACUGGAAGGAUCGGACUCCGUCUGGAAAUAUAUGGAUGCAGAUACACUUCUGAGGUGGCGGGUUUUGAUGGAAGAAGCAGCCUUGUCUACAGACUUAGUGCCAGAAUGAGCUGGACAGCGAGGGAGAGCAUCUCUCUGAAGUUUAAAACUUUUAAGGCAUCAGGAACACUGCUUCAUGCAAAAGGACAGAGGGAUCACAGUCUAAACCUGGCACUGGAAAAAGGAAGGCUACUGCUCUACCACCAGCAAGAUUUGAGUUCAGGCUCUGGGGGCAAACUUCUUGUUUCUCUUGGUAGUCUGCUCGAUGACCAACACUGGCAUCAUGUAAAGCUAGAACGACUCAGCACUCAUCUCAACUUGACAGUGGAUAAAAACAUGCAGCAAGUUCAUGUUCCAGCUGAGCUCAGCCACUGGCACAUUCACAUGCUAAGUGUGGCAGCUGUUCAGAGCCAUGGACUCCAAACACCUAUCCUCCCCAACCGGAACUUUUGUGGAUGCCUGGAGAACCUGUUAUACAAUGAUUUCAAUUUGAUCAAACUGGCCAAACAAAACAGCCAACAGGUCAUCGCAGUGGGCAAUAUGACCUUUUCUUGCAAUGAGCCAGUUUUCGUUGCCGUGACGUUCACUGACUCUCACAGCUUCCUCCAGCUGCCUGUUCUGACAUCAUGGUUGUCGGGGAUUGUUUCUAUAACAUUGCAGUUCAGGACCUGGAACAAGGCAGGGCUGCUUCUGACCUUUGGCCUGCAACAGCAGGAAGGCUCAGUCUUCCUUUAUCUGAGCGAAGCCAGGCUUCGCCUUCAGAUCAGAAGAGCUGGAAAUACUCUCCUAGAGCUAAGCACUGGCUCAGGUCUGAAUGAUGGCCAGUGGCAUUCUGUGGAGCUGAACUCCAAGGAAAAUCAUUUGAGCAUCACAGUGGACAGAGACGAGGGAGCAACUGCUCACACCAGGACCCCUUUACUUCCAACAGCAGAAAGUCAACUCUUUUUUGGUGGUUGUCCUGCUCAGGCAGUCAGCUUGGACUGCAGAAACCCAUUUCAAGAGUUUCAGGGAUGUAUGCGCCUCUUGAAAUUGGACAGCAAAACCGUGGACUUAAUAAAAGUUCAGGAUGGACGGCUGGGAAACUACAAUGGGCUGCAGAUUGAUAUGUGUGGCAUCAUUGACAGGUGUUCCCCGAGUCACUGUGAACAUGAAGGAACAUGCACUCAGUCGUGGAGCACCUUCCACUGUAACUGCUCUAAGAGUGGCUACAGAGGAGCCACCUGCCACAGCUCAAACUAUGAGCAAUCAUGUGAGAUCUACAAACAUAAAGGCAACACGUCGGGGCAGUAUUACAUAGAUGUGGAUGGCAGUGGACCGGUUAAGCCCCAACUCGUUUACUGUAACAUGACAGAGAACCAGACAUGGAUUAUCAUACAUCAUAAUAACACAGACUUAACCACAGUUCAUUCCUCCCCUGAAACAAACCAACAUUUUGCCAACUUUCACUACACAUCGGAAGAGAAGCAGCUAUCGGCCGUCAUCAGUCAGUCAGAGCACUGUGAACAGGAGCUAUUGUAUCAUUGCAGGAGAUCCCGUCUCUUCAACACUCUGGAUGGUGCUCCCUUAAGCUGGUGGGUGGGUGGCCCAGCCUCGGGUGAGAUCCAGAACUACUGGGGUGGAGCUUUGCCUGGGAGCCGGCAAUGCAUGUGUGGUCUGAAGGAUAACUGCCUCGAUUCAAGUUUCUACUGCAACUGCGAUGCUGAUUACAACCUAUGGACAAAUGACUCAGGCCUCCUCACCCAUAAGGAGAACCUACCAGUCAGGUCAUUGGUGCUGGGUGACAUCCACCGUCCUGGUUCAGAAGCUGCCUAUAGGGUGGGACCUCUCCGCUGUCAUGGAGACCAAAACUUCUGGAAUGCUGCAUUUUUCGAAGAGGAGACAUCCUAUCUUCACUUCCCUACCUUUCAAGAAGAGCUAAAUGCAGACAUCUCUUUUCUGUUUAAAACAACGUCCUCCUCUGGGCUCUUUCUUGAAAAUCUGGGCAUCAAGGACUUCAUACGAAUAGAACUCAGCUCAUCUACAGAAGUAAUCUUUUCUUUUGAUGUUGGGAACGGACCUCUGGAGGUUAAAGUGAGGACCAGCCUUCCUCUAAAUGACAACCGAUGGCAUAGUGUGCAAGUUGAGCGAAACGUUAAAGAGGCAUCGCUACAAGUUGAUGACUUCCCUGCUGCCAUACAAGAAGCUCCUUCUGAUGGAUUUAUUCAUCUACAGCUCAACAGCCAGUUAUUUAUAGGAGGCACAGCAUCACGACAGAAAGGCUUUCUGGGCUGUAUCCGCUCUCUGCAGCUAAACGGCGUCACACUGAAUCUGGAGGAAAGGGCAAGGAUCACACCUGGCGUCAGACCUGGAUGCCCGGGGCAUUGCAGCAGCUAUGCUACACUCUGCCAAAACCAGGGACGUUGUAUGGAAAAGGCCAACGGGUUCUCAUGUGACUGCAGCCAGUCUGCCCACACUGGCGUCUUCUGUCACAAAGAAGUUUCAGGCAGCUUUAAGUCAACAACAUCCAUCACUUAUAUCGUAACGGAGCCAUAUGAGAUGAGCAGGAACAGCAGCUAUUUGCACUCAUCCAUCUACUUGGAUAUCACACUGAGAGGAGAAGACAUCUCCCUGAGCUUCAGAACCAGUCAAAGCCCUGCCAUGCUGCUCUAUGUCAGCUCUUUUUACAGAGAAUACUUGAUUCUUCUCAUCAACAAACAUGAUGAGCUGGAAGUGAGGUACAAGUUGCACAGCAACAGAGAUGAGGAGGUGUUGAACAGCCGAGUCAUGAACUUAGCUGAUGGGCGUUUGCACAGUGUGACCAUUCGGCGACAGGCAGACAGUGUCUCUGUACAGAUCGACAAAAAUGCCAGGGAGGAUUUCAACUUGACAUCUGAUGUGGAAUUUAACAAUAUCAAAUCGAUUACUCUGGGAAGAUUGUCAGAGUCAGAAGGCCUAGACGCCAAUCUUGCUGGGUUGACCAGUAUUGGGUUCACAGGUUGUCUGUCGGGUGUUCGAUUUAAUUCCAUCUAUCCUCUGAAAGCUGCUCUCCUCCAUCCUGACAGCCGUGUUACUGUCACAAGUCCCCUGGUACCAUCAAGCUGUGCUUCAUCGUCUCCAGCUGAUUCCUAUGCAGCAGAAACUACACAUUCAUUAUCAGACCAACCUCACUUUGUAGAUCCAGGACAGCCUUUAGUCAACACCAGUAGGAGUGAUUCAGCUCUAAUUGGAGGUGUGAUUGCAGUGGUCAUUUUUGUCAUCAUGUGUACUGCAGCGAUCAUGGCUCGGUUCAUUUGCAUCAGGAAAGAAACAUAUCGGAACCAGGAAGUAAAAGCAGCGAAGUCUGAGGACAGCCAUGAGUUCCCCGUCAGCAGCCAGGCAGGCUCUCUAAGGGUUCAAGGCGAAAACCAGAAAGAGUUUUUCAUUUAGCAACUUCCCGUAAGAGGACUGACUGGGAUAAAUUACAGUACCAAACAGUGCUUUACCCAUUCCUCACACUUGUUAUUUGUAAAUAUCAUAGACUUUAUUUGAAGAUGUGUUGGACUCACCUUUUUGAGGUAAAUAUUUGAGCAUAGUGAUUUCUGUGCUUACAACUAAUUAGCUUCCAUUUCGAAAGUUUCUGCCUGAUGGAAAUAGAAUGAUAGAUGUGGAUUAAUGAUGAAAACUUUUGAGCUGGGGGAGAUUUAUAAGAACUUUUCCAAGACAAACCUUUUAAAGCCUAGCAGAUUUAAGAAGCCACAACCUGCAAAAAAAA
This is a messenger RNA of Cyprinodon tularosa, 4434 nucleotides long. Its product is annotated as contactin-associated protein-like 4. The record is from RefSeq and is a predicted model, not a curated record. Bases 174 to 4109 code for a protein of 1311 amino acids. The transcript is spliced from 24 exons. NCBI's taxonomy places the organism in Eukaryota, Metazoa, Chordata, Actinopteri, Cyprinodontiformes, Cyprinodontidae.